AUGGCGAAUCUUCCGACGGAUAUCAUCAACGAUCUAUUCCUCCGUCUCCCGGCAACUACGUUGGUCCGAUGUCGAUUCCUCUCGAAGCCUUGCUUCUCACUGAUCGACAGUCCCGAUUUCGUCGCGUCGCAUCUCAAACGCAACAUCGAAACCGGAGACCACCUCAUGAUCCUGCUUCGAGCCCCGCGCGUUCUUUGUACGGUGUACCUCGACUUUCCGGAGGGUAAAGUCUCCGACGUCGAUCACCCUCUGCAAUCCGGUGGUUUCACGGAGGUAUUCGGUUCGGUUAACGGUUUAGUCGGUUUAACCAACUCUCCAGUUGAUAUGGCGCUUUUCAAUCCAUCGACCCGGAAAAUCCACCGGUUACCGAUUGAGCCUCUUGAGUUCCCGGAUCGUUUGAUCACCCAGAAAUAUGUGUUAUACGGAUUGGGUUACGAUUCGGUGAACGACGAUUACAAGGUCGUGAGGAUGGUUCAGCGUAAAAAAAUCCAAGGUGAUAAGCUGGUUGAUUAUGAAAUCAAAGUUUUCAGCUUAAAGAGGAACUCAUGGAGGAGCGUCGAUUUGGAAUUUCAGAUUCAAACGCUCUUCUUCUACUUCUACUACCAUGUGUUGUAUCGCCGUCAAAAUGGUGUUCAAGUAGGGAAAUACCUUCACUGGAUUCUGCCUCGAAGGCAAGGACUUAUCGCCAUGAACUCGAUCGUAAGAUUUGAUCUUACCUCCGAGGAGUUUAGAACGCAGGAUUACCCAAGGGAUCUUUGGUAUGAAGAGAGGAUGGAUUUGUGUGUUUUAGAUGGUUACCUUUGUUCGAUUGGUUACCACGAGUUCACACAUGUGGAUGUUUGGAUUAAGCGGGAUUACGAGGUUGAGCAUGGAUCUUGGAGUAAGCUGUUUAGGGUGACGAAACCGGAUGGUGUAGAGUCGUUGAAGUUUGUGAGACCUCUGAUUUACUCCAAGGACAAGAGCAAGGUUUUGCUGGAGAUUAACGUUGGGAAGCUAGUGUGGUUUGAUUUGGGGACUAGGAGUUUUCAGGAGAUUGGGAUUAAGGACUGUGAGGGUGCAUGUAGCGCAGAGAUUCUGGUGAGUAGCCUUGUUAUGGGAUGUAAAGGAGAUCCUCGCAGAGCUCGAGAGAAGAAAAUGAUGCAGAAGAGUAGCAAAAGGGGUGGUUUUCUGUCCAAGGGAUUCAAGCUGAAGCUCUGA
Messenger RNA from Microthlaspi erraticum, 1197 nucleotides. The record is from the annotation of a GenBank genome assembly. NCBI's taxonomy places the organism in Eukaryota, Viridiplantae, Streptophyta, Magnoliopsida, Brassicales, Brassicaceae.